AUGCCCAAGUUUGUGAGGCGACAGCCUCUGGCGGAACGCAUCAAGGGCUACCUCAACCCCUACGAUUUCCUCCUGUGGUUGUCAGAAGAGCUUGAGUCUAAUGGCUGGGAUCAACUGGAGAAAGAAUGGGCUGCGCCAAUUGGUAUUGCAUUAAACAUCAUCUUCGUCAUCGCGAGAGCCAAUUCCAAACCCAAAACAACCAGCUACGAUGAUGUGUUUGGAGAGAUUCCAGGAGUUGCGUGGACAACCUGGCUGGCAACCUUCAUUGUCCAUUUUCUGACAUUGUUCUGCGUCGUCAAUGCUACCUAUACCUUCUGGCGAAAAAGACAUUACCGCCUGUUCGAAACAUCCGUCGAUGACGUGCCGAGCACCCCUUCUGCCAAACGGGUCAGAGUCGAUUCUUCCCCAGUCUCCUCCUCCCCCCUACAGUUUCUUUCACGCAUUAUUGGGACAGAGACUGCACAGUCAAGAGCACAUCCUGAUCCGAAAAGAGAUGUGUGGGAAGUCGCCGUCUGGGACCCGUUACCAAUAUCCCUACGCUUGUUCUGCUGUUUCAGUCCUGGCCAUAUCCUCGUUUACUGGCUUUUCCUGCCGACCCUCUCCUCAGACCCAAGACCUAGCGUCACAAUUGCGACGGCCAUAUUUGUCGCGCUGCUCCUCUCCACGCAGCUCAUUUUCCUUCAGUCGAGCUAUUCAGCCCAGGUUAAAGAUUCAGCCUUGAUCUCAAAAGAAGUAUUACAUGAGUAUGAUACGAAAUACGUCAGACCAAGGACCCAGCCUCUGUACCGAGAUGUUGGCACUCAGUUCAGCGAGCAAGCCUCAUACACCCCGAACCGUGACGAGAAGUACAACACGGUCGAUGUUUACACACCCAUGGUGGUGAUCAAUCGCGGUUUUCGACCGAAUCCAAACCCCAAUUACGCACAGUAUGCAGAUCCUGAUGCAGCGAUGACGAACUCCAAUAUCCGACAACGAAUGACCACACCGGAUCUUCGAUCACCGACUCUCAAUGCCAACCCUAGCACUGCCGUGAGAUCUCUGGCGGGGAUGCGACAACCCAAUUUUCGACCGACAACGACCGGGGCUCGCUCAAACCGCCGAGCUCGUGGCUUUGCCGGUGACUACUCAGGUGAGGCAGUCCGGAAGGUUAGACUGGACGUCGGAUCAACGAAGAAAGCUCGAAAGGACACUCCCGCGACCUUAUCGGAGAUGCAUCAUCUUGUCAACAGCGAUGAUUACCUUCUCGCUCGAGGUGCAAACCCCCGAACCGGAGUCGUUACCCCGGGAUCGCACAGCGCUAGCAGCUCUAUUGAUCGGAACCAAAACGACUUAUCCAGAGUCGGGCGCCAGGUUCCCUCGAGUCGAUGGCGGCAGAGAGGUGAUCAAUGGGUUAGCUUGGAUCUUGAUGAGCCAACGCCUCUGUCGACGUUGCUGGCAGCUGAACCUCUUGAGCAUCAACAGCAAACUCUCAGGGUUCCACAAAAGCUUGCGAUUCGAGCAGCAGAGGAUUCGUUGCUUGACCAUGACGGAGUGUUCGGGAACCAUACGACCAAUCCGGUCCAGGGAACUGGAGCUAACAUCGAAUUUUCUCAGCAUCCGCUGGGAGCUGGCAUGAAAGCGGAAGGUGUCUACAGCGGCAUUGAGCAAGCCAAUCUGCAGCAAAAUAUUAGAUUGAACAGACCGAUUAAGCGGAGGCCUGUUGGUAGUCCUCCGGGAAGGAAUACUGCAGAGACGGUGACCCAUUCCCACCGAGGUGCGAGUGGAAGUACAGACACCGUUCGAAAGUACCCCAAAUUCAACAGCGAGUUGCCAUCCUCCUCGGCGCCUAACCAUCUGAAUGGAGGUUUAUUCCGACCCCAAACUGUCGAAAAGAAUCUACCGAGGAUUCCCACCUCUAGCUCAGAUUCUGGAAGUCAAAAUGGAGACGAUUCUUUUUUAGGGGUUCCCCCGACGGACCAGCAAGUAGACGUCCCAAAUUCAAAAACCUCAAACAUCUCUGGCCGUCAUACAAUCGAAAAAGAACUACCAUGUCUGCCGAUGAGCAAUGGCCCAUUCCAGUCGACAUCGGAUCAAGCACCGUACCCAAUCACGCCAAGGACAGAGAACGGAGCGAGCACGAUGGGUUUUCCAACCCUGAGCAUAUCACACCCCAAGGGGCCGAGGGGAGGCGACUUGGUGUACCCCUACUUUCGCGCACCGAGGCCAACGUACCCAAUCCCCUCAACGGCGAGACACAUCAAGCCGAUGGGCGAGAGAGUGAUGCCAAUCCCAGAGUACGACAACCCUCCGAAGCACCUAUUGCCGUCGAUGCAGACGACGGACUUCAAAGUGGAAGAGCGAAGGGCUUUGCCUCCACCACGGGAGGUGUCGAGCAGACCGAGACAGGGCUUCGACCCGUUGUCGAAUAUCACUACCACACCCACAAACAUAUCUAUGGGUGGGCCUCGUCCUCCACCAAGGCCGCCUCGUGUAGGCCCGGGGCAACAGCCGCCCUACCAGUGGAUGAUGGAUCGUGGCCAACGGGGUUUCCGCCUGAGACCACCUCCGUCAACCGGUACAGGCAUCAUCAUGAACACUACCAUGAAUAUGAGCACCGAUGCCAUGAUGUCAAUUCCAAUAUCAAGGAGUUCUCCCACGGAAAUGACCCGCCCUCCGAUGCUCGCGAAAGCCGAAGUCACAGUCGCAGAAAGAAUGUACGGUAUGCCCACAUUUGGACCAAUGGGCGGACGGACAGAAUCACCAGACGUAGAAACUCGACGUCGAUGGAUGGAACCGCUCAUGGAGACCGUGGCAAGAACAGACCACAUCGUGCCAGAGAUGAAUCUUGUGCCGGAACCCAUAAGACCUCGACUCCAACCCUUCCAAGGGCCCAGGCCGAUAAACGACGUACCACACGAUCGCGCAGAAAUGAGUUCGAACGAUCCUGGCCUGAUGAGGAAAUGCAGCCGUUGCAAUCAUGGAUUCGUGGCCCUCAAGCUUCACAAUACAGAUAGUGUCACCCCUAUGUCCGCCCUCCAGAAGGACGUCGACAAACCCAACGUGGAGACUAAAUCUCUGCAUCCAAAGGGAAGUCCACUUCCAGAACCACCUCAAGCCACAGCUCCACAACUUAAUGCCGUAACCCAGCGGGAGAUAACGAAUCACUUCCAUGAAAAAGCUGAUGUCAUCGAUGAACGGGAUCACACCAUCUGCUGUCCAGAAUGCUGCAAACUUGAUUGUCAUGAGGGCUGUCUCGGCCAUCCCAGCCCAACAAGGGCAUCCAACGGCCGCUGGUCAGACGCCCACAGUCCUACCGGUUGUAGUGAACCAGUAAUGGUGCAACAGGUCAGGCCCAAGAAGACCCAGGCCAGAGGCAACUUUACUCGGCUGCCCGCCGCUAAGCCUGUACAGAAAUCAUACAUGAAGGACGAGGCAUCCAAGUCUGGCAAUCAUAUUCAGGCGGCUUUGUCCAAAACCGCCCUUGUUGAAUUGAUCAUGCAACCACCGACACCAAUAAUGGAUCUCUAUCACCACUCAAUUGGCCGGCCGCCUGAUGCUGUUGCCGCCGCACAGAGAGCGAUGGAACAGCCAUCGCAGAAUAAAACCCAGGAGACAUUAGCGGCAGCAUUCAAUGCCGGCGGUCCGUCACAUGAGAAAGCUUCUGCGCCGCGCUCUAUCAUCCACAGAAGGCAAAGAAGUUCAAGCUUGCCUACUAUCGGGACCGACAUGACUUCACGCACGGGCAAUGGAAACGCUCCAUAUCACCGCGCGGCAAGCGGAGGGUCGUGGCUCCGCGUUCAAACACCUAUUGGUUUCUCGAUGUCUUGCUCGAAUUCCAGGAGCAAUGGCUCCGCGAAAACCCGCAACGUCAGUGGCGCAAGCAACACGACGAUUGAGCUGCAAGUCCCGAAUCUCGUGUCCCUGGCCUCCUGUGGCAGUUAUGCUGCUCUUGGAGAUGUACUUGUCAUACCCCUUGAAGCUGGCAAGAUAACGAUAUCAAUCGUCGAAAUAUGGCUCUUCUACGUCUGCUCCAUCCGGAAAGUCUUCGAUGCUUGGGCGGCUCUUGCAAAGGAGACUACCUUGCAAGAACCGUGGGAGAAUGUCGAUUCGCCUUUCGCCAAUAUGAUCGACCUUAAUAAUCUAACUGUUGGCUACGUGUCUGGCAUAAUUGCAGCCGGUAUUUUUGUUGUCCAAAUAUUCGUUCCCACGGCCUUGCCAAUCAUUCUUCUUGGGCUUCUUAAAGAGAGAAACUCGACUGCAACCACCACAGCCGCUGGGUGGUCUGUCGUCGGUCGAUUCUUGCAUUCCUCCUACUGGCCAAAUAUCCUCUCCGGAGACACUGCGGCGAGCACCAAAGUCCCUGGGCGCGUGGUGAUCAUUGCGAGCCUGAAGACCUUCUUUACAGUCUUGAUCGGUGUUGCUGCCAUCGUAACACCACUUGGUCUAUACCAAGACGUCCUCUCAGGCCAAAAAGAAACAGCAUCCGUGUUCCAUUACAUUGCUGAUACAUCUGAAUUUGGCUACGGAACUCCUCCUAGAACCUACCUUCCCUGGAGCCGUAUCUGUGGAGCAUUUGAACCAGCGAAUUGCCCGAACUCACCUCAAACCAUAACCUAUUUCAGUAAUGCCACGGGAGAAUACUUCUCGGCCAAUUACUAUGACUCUCAUGUGCACCAAUAUGUCAUUGAUGCCUUUGAAAGUGGGCUCUCGACGCAGAAUAGAUCUGUCUCAAGCAUAUUUGACAUUCAGACCAGAUCAUACACCUGGUCUCAGAUCAACAACAGUCCAGGCGCACUAGCACCAGACAAUGGAUCCUCAUAUCCUGUUGCCGCCUACCGACAAAUUUCGACCAUGGCAUUGGAUGAUGACUACGUUGUCAUUGAGGGCCUGGUCGUGGACAUGAAGAAUGGUGGAAUCGGCUUCAGAAAUCAUAGCGCACCGCCUGUUUCCCCGUUCGGCAGCACCUGGUCGGAAGAUCUUCUCUUUGUUGAACCCGAAUCGCUCUGUGUCGAUACAAACCUGACCCUGGAUUUUACUCUUCCCGAAUACGUAUCCGACUCUCUUUUCGGUAACGCAAUAGCAGAUCUGGUACUGACAGAUCGAGGAGGUUUUGCCAAUCUUAUCAGGGAAUAUCCAGAAUGGGACCGGAGUGAUACACAGAAGAACCCGGAGCUCUAUUUGCGCGCAUACAAGGCAGCUUGGAUCAACAAUGUGUGGUCGAUGGCAUUCAUGAACGUGACAAAUUUUGCCAAUCAGAGCGAUCCGGGAUCUCACGCCUUUGAGUAUCUCGACUCUCAUGUCGGCAAGGCUUUUCCUCUCAUGCAAGCUAAUUCAAGUGGAUUUCAGUCAGUGACAUCUUGGCUGGGCCCUGAUGUGCUUUCGUCGUCCUCGCUCUAUGGAUAUUAUCUAGAUGGGUUGGACCAGGGAACGGGAAUAUACGACAACACCAGUGUUCAGUACAACCUUUCCAUACCAUCCGACAUCCCAUCCGUUCCACCUCUAUAUCCAAAUCCAUUUGGAGUCACCCAAACGAACUUUUCCAGUGCUGAGCUUCUUUGUCAAGGUGCUGGUGGCCAAGAUAUUGCGAAUAUCACCAAUUUCGCGGCUGCGUGUGGACUGCUUUACGGAGCGCCACGGCGAAGCGACGGGCGCGAGUCUGUUGUCUUUGAACCCGGCUCGAAGUGGACCGUGCCGUUGUACUCGUGCAUUUCUACCUCGAAAGCACGUAUCAAGACUGUUUAUUUUCGUUUCAAUGGAAGCGACGAUCUCUCUGGGCUGACUGUCACUAAUAUUUCUGACAAGGUAUACCCUAAUGAGUCUUCCAAGCCCCUGUGGGGGGUCGAGAAGACAGAUAUGGUACUCGCGGAUGUCAACAUCUUGUGGGGUCUCUUAUCAGGACCGGACCAAGGCAACGUCAGCGUCACCACGUUACGAAAAGAAUUCUUGUAUCUCCCUGGUUAUGCUAGUGGGGGAGCUGGGGCUCCCUUCACCGUUGGCUACCAGAACUUGCCCGGCGUCGAUUUCCACAUUGGCGCUCUUGGUGUGCUCUAUAACAUCGCACCCUCCACAGGCAAUACCCUUACCGACUAUACCGGCAAAACAAGUCUCGCAAUGUAUAGGCUCUGGCAGGACCUUUCACGCACACCUGAGACCGCUGCCAGAAUAUUAAAUCUCGUCUGGACGGACGUGGCGGCCAAUUCGGUCGUUGGGACAAGAAGUCUGCAACCACCACAGCAGCAAACUCUCCAGAAACGCGACGGCAGCUCAUCACAAGGCGAUAACGAUCUCCUGAUUCCAGUGAAUGUGUAUGAACGGCGUGUCAGGUACCACUUGGUCUACGGCAUACCAGCGGUCAUGGCAGCCUUUGGUACACUCUGCGUGCUUACCACCGUCCUAGGUGUUUUGUGUCUGGGUCGAGCUAGCACCAACAAGAUGCGCAGGUACCUUGACCGGACGUCGCCAGGGCGCCUCGUCACUUCACAGUCCUACACUCAGUCACAGGCAACGAAACCGUCUGGCAAAGAUACAGGGACCCGCCGGUCAACAAAACAGUGGCUCAAAACCCAAGGCGGAAAGCAGAUUACUCUUUCGGAGGCCGAGGAUGGCUCUAUCAUUAUUGAGGAACCGCAGGCAGAGUGUAUACAGCCCUUUUUGCAAAAGAUAACUCAAUAUCCCGACAAGAGCGCUACAGCCAAGCCUCCAGUCACCCCUCAAGACACAUCCCAGGAGACACCCCAUGACACGCCUCAAGACAGUAGCUGA
Molecule: messenger RNA, 6741 nt
Organism: Fonsecaea erecta
Lineage: Eukaryota; Fungi; Ascomycota; Eurotiomycetes; Chaetothyriales; Herpotrichiellaceae
Exons: 7
Coding region: 1-6741 (2246 amino acids)
Biological process (GO): maintenance of rDNA; regulation of exit from mitosis
Source: RefSeq, a predicted model, not a curated record